Alosa sapidissima (American shad) is the source of this 1804-nucleotide messenger RNA. It is a transcript of the gene tsen34, whose product is annotated as TSEN34 tRNA splicing endonuclease subunit. The transcript has 4 exons. Gene Ontology annotation, molecular function: nucleic acid binding; tRNA-intron lyase activity. Bases 540 to 1562 code for a protein of 340 amino acids. Gene Ontology annotation, cellular component: tRNA-intron endonuclease complex. Gene Ontology annotation, biological process: tRNA splicing, via endonucleolytic cleavage and ligation; tRNA-type intron splice site recognition and cleavage. Lineage: Eukaryota; Metazoa; Chordata; Actinopteri; Clupeiformes; Clupeidae. The record is from RefSeq and is a predicted model, not a curated record.
AUGAAGGUGAGAGAGAAGAAGACAGAAGCAUCGGUCAAAUAGACAGUAAAAUAAAGGUCAAAUGCAACGGGACAGGUCCUGUUUGACAUUUCUGAAUUUUCUUCUCCGGAACAGUAGAUGUCGCUAAACUUUGUUCUAACCGUUGUAAUCCAACGAGGAAGAACAAAUGCACAACAGGGAUAAAGUCUCUGCAUGCAGCUAGUUUUUUUCUGGAUAUUGUGGAGAUUUGAAUCUGGAGCAUUUUCCGAAUGCAUAACACUUAAUGUCAUUGCUGUGUAAUAUGCAGUAAGCGUUAUUGGAUUCAGUAGACCUUAAAUGUAAGAAAAGUUCGAAAUGUGUGAAGACUCGUGAUGUUGCUGACAGCAGUUUUAUGCACGUGUUGGCUAACGUUACAAUGUAAAGUUGCAUAACACAGUGUUAUUUAAAGUUAUACAAACUAUGGUAGAUACUGAACAAUGUACCUAUAAUCACAGCCUCGAUUUCGAGAUAGGUGUCCAUACGUGUAAAGUUGCGUUAUUUUGCUCGCCAAGUUAUCGCAGAUGGAUGUGUCCGACGGCGUCACACAGAUGGACUUGACAAAUGGCAAAAAGAGAAUGGACACAGUUGAUAGUGGCGAUUGUGUGACAUCUGCAAUGGGUGUCUCCCAUGUAUCAGAGAAGGAUCCCUUAGCUGGAAUCCGUAUGUGCGGGUCGACGCCUCUUUUGUGGCGUGUUGCCGAUCUAAAGAUUGCCCGACAAGCCGGGGUCAUCGGAUCUUUGGUGGGCUCGCUUGCCCGACAGCCACGACAAAACACUCGGCUGGGUCGACCGCUGGAACUUCUGGACGAGGAAGCACGUCUGCUGGCUGAAGAAGGGAAAGCAAAAGUCUUAGUAGCAAGAAAUGUAGAGAUAGCAAAGGACCACUCGGAGCGAGUUGAACAGUACCAAGAGGACCUUGAGCGCAGUCACAAAGUGCAGAGUGCUCUUGCACUCCAGGACAGGAAAGCGGUUCUAGAAAGGGUCAUGAAUGACUCACAGAACGAGGGCACAGUGCGGGAACGCUUGGAGGCUCUGGAUCGGGACUUCUCUCUUCCUGUAUCUGCCAUGACCAUUCAGAUGUGCACUGCCCGAGCAGGUCUCGGUUACCUCAGUGACGAGCGAGACUUCCUGGCCGCCAGCUGGCCGGUGCAGCAGGACGAGCGCUCACAGACGAAAUUCGUUGUCUACAGGGACCUGCGUAGGAGAGGGUUCUGCCUGACCUCAGCAGGAAAGUUUGGUGGAGACUACCUGGUGUACCCUGGUGACCCUCUCCGUUUUCAUGCUCAUUUCAUUGCCCUCUGUGUUGCUAUGGACACGGCAACUCCUCUCUGCGACAUCUUGGCGAUGGCCCGACUCGGCUCAAACGUUAAGAAGACAGUGGUGCUUUGCUCACCCCGCGCUACACAACAGCAAUCAAACGAGAAGGAACAGGAAGAGAAGGAAGAUGAAGAUGAUGAAGAAGAAAGAGAAGAAGGUGGUGAUGAUUACGAAGAGGAGGAAGAUGAAGUGGUGUACACAUCCCUGCAGUGGAGUGGAAUGAGCUGAGAGCACUGCUAACUGGCCACGGACCUGUUUGCAGUCACACAGAGGACCACUUGGAGCGAGAAGUUAAUUCUGCUGGGCCUCCAUUUUCUCUUCAUGAUCUGGUUUUGAUCUGAAUCUCCGUUCAGUUAGACUCAUCUCUUAGCUCCUAUAUGGAUUUAUUCAGACUUUGAUGAAUGUGCCUCUGAUAUGCAAAAUGUCACAGACUGGACUGGAUUUUUGACAAAUCUAUACACAAAUAAUGA